CCCCCAUCCUCAACCUCACCCCGCGACAACAUAAGCUGGAACAAUGCAACCCAGUCGUCUCGUCGCCCGCUCCCUCCAGCUCCAGAAUCACAUACGGCAUGGUCCCUUGUCCACAUCGCAAGAGCCAAUAAACACCACAAUGCCGACGCCCACCGCCCCCUCCCCGGCGCUCCCGGAAAGACGAGCUCUCAAAAUCCUUAUGCUCCACGGGUACACCCAAUCCGGCGCCUCCUUCCAUGCCAAAACCCGCGCCCUGGAAAAGGCCCUCGAUAAAGCCUUCCCCGCCAUCCCUAGCACCCCCAACGCCCGCGCCCCUCCAGGCUCCCUCGCUGCGUACCCGGGCGGCAUCCGCCUCAUCUACCCCACCGCCCCGCACCGCCUGCGCCCGUCCCAGAUCCCGGGAUACGUGAGCGCGACUACCACAUCCCAGGGCGGGCCGAUUGCGGCUGGCGCGGCGGCGGAUGAUGAGGACGAUGUGGAUGCGUGGGCGUGGUGGCGCCGCGAUGACCGCACUGGGAUAUAUACGGGCCUCGAUGAGGGUGUGGACCGGAUCGCCGAGACGAUCUGCGAAGUUGGUGGCGUGGACGCGGUGAUGGGAUUCUCACAGGGUGGAGCUGCUGCGGCUAUGGUAGCGGCGCUGUUGGAGCCGGGAAGGAAAGAAAAGAUGGCGAAGGCAGGGGGGUGGAAGUUCCCCGCCUCGUUUGAGGAUCUGGAGUGCGCGCCACUGAAGUUUGGGGUUGUGUAUUCUGGGUUCUUUGCGCCGCAUGACGAUUAUAAGGGACUUUAUGAGGCGUGCGAGGGGAUAACGAAGACGCUGCAUUUUAUUGGAGGCCUGGACACGGUUGUCGAGGAGAGUAGGUCGAGAGGUUUAGUGGAUAGGGUUGGAGGAGAUGUGGUUGUGCACCCAGGAGGUCACUUUGUGCCAAUUGGGAAGGAGUGGGUAGCUGCUUUGGUAGGGUUUAUUAGACAAGCUAUUGAGGGCGGCGGAGUUUCAAAGGAGGAGGAGGAUGCGAACGUCGAAGAUAUGGAUGUCCCAUUUUGAGAGGGGAACCACUGGAAGAUAAAACCGUUGGUGAGAAAUAUGGGAUACAUCGAAGACGGCAUAGAUAUUAGAUGUUCACGCUGACAUAUACCAAAGAUAGAUUCCUGGCUUUGUAAGAACCGUUUGGUCUAGGCUAUUAUAUAGUACACCAUAUCACGCCUCCCAAUUUAUCAUCCCGAU
Molecule: messenger RNA, 1222 nt
Organism: Pseudogymnoascus verrucosus
Lineage: Eukaryota; Fungi; Ascomycota; Leotiomycetes; Thelebolales; Thelebolaceae
Exons: 2
Coding region: 44-1042 (332 amino acids)
Cellular component (GO): cytoplasm; nucleus
Source: RefSeq, a predicted model, not a curated record